Molecule: messenger RNA, 1254 nt
Organism: Verticillium alfalfae VaMs.102
Lineage: Eukaryota; Fungi; Ascomycota; Sordariomycetes; Glomerellales; Plectosphaerellaceae
Exons: 5
Coding region: 1-1254 (417 amino acids)
Biological process (GO): regulatory ncRNA-mediated heterochromatin formation; regulation of transcription by RNA polymerase II; RITS complex assembly
Cellular component (GO): SAGA complex
Source: RefSeq, a predicted model, not a curated record
AUGGCGACAGUCUCGGGAGCCGGGAAAAACGAAGAACAUACCAUCAAAGUGGCGUCGAAAAAGGAUAAAGCGACUGGAACCAUCAAAUUGAAGAAGCCGGUCCCGAAACCGAACAAACCCGGAAUAUGGCGAGAUGGCAAUCUUAUGGAUGAUGAGCGCAAGCGGAAGGGGAAUGACGCUGCGGACGCGCCUUCGCCCGGACCUGUAGUCAACCCACUCGAUGAUACUGCCAGAGAGACAUUUGCUACCGGUCGGCCUCUUGAAGACAGCCCCGAUUUGCAACAAUGCAAGCACUGUAAGAAGAGCAUCCUCAAGACGGCAGCCAAAGGCCAUAUUGCUCAGUGUCUGAGGGUAAAGAAAGAGAAGGCCCAGAGGAAGAAAGAAGCUCGCGAGGCCAGAGAGCGGGCCAAAGAAGCUCUUCGCGAAGAGGAGGCCAAGAAGGCUGACGAAGACGGCGACGGCAAAGGAGACGACGAUAGUGACGGUGACGAGGAUGGUGACAAGAAAGGCGUCGCGGGCGCUAGCAAGACUGCUAAAAAGGCCGCUGGAAAGAAGGCGGAUGGGGAUGCCGGCAAGGGGAAGAAACGCAAGGCAGAAGGAGACGCUGACAAGGGACCCAAGACCAAGAAAAAGAAGGAAGAUCCAAAGCCUAAAGUCCCGAAACCCAAGGGUCCUGUGGACGUCGAACGGCAAUGCGGCGUCCUGCUUCCCAAUGGCAUGCCUUGUGCUCGAUCGUUAACAUGCAAAAGCCAUAGCAUGGGGGCAAAGCGUGCGGUCGCUGGACGUUCUCUUCCGUACGAUAUGCUGUUGGCAGCUUAUCAGAAGAAGAACCAGGCGAAACAACAGAAAGCUGCUCUUGACGCCAUAGCACCGAUUGAAGACGAGGACGACGCCAAUACGGGGCCUGUCGACUCUGAUGAAGAGACUGCCGCAGUCAUAAGCGCACUCUCACACUGGAACCCCCAGCCAGUGGUGCCGCAGCCUAUUGUCAACCCAAUCAAGCGCAAUUACCAGCUUGCCCGCCUGCACGAGCAGCUGCAAAUGGCAACUAACGGCGGCCGAACAAGCAUAUUCAAAGUCGUGGGCUUUGGGGCGCAAAAGCUACCCGAAGGCCACUUAUCCAAUUUGGCAGAUGGCGAGGACGCGCCAGGCGAACCCGAAUCGGCUAUCGUUUUCGGCGCUCCAGGACGAUCGUCAAGCUUCGGGAUGCAAGGGCAGGAGCAGCGGAGGCCAUCAGUCAGCAGCCGAGGGUAA